This is a messenger RNA of Cervus elaphus (red deer), 4063 nucleotides long. RefSeq names its product protein phosphatase 2 regulatory subunit Bgamma (gene PPP2R2C). The record is from RefSeq and is a predicted model, not a curated record. Gene Ontology annotation, biological process: peptidyl-serine dephosphorylation. The transcript has 9 exons. Gene Ontology annotation, cellular component: cytosol; protein phosphatase type 2A complex. Gene Ontology annotation, molecular function: protein binding; protein phosphatase regulator activity. The coding region runs from base 230 to 1573 and encodes 447 amino acids. Lineage: Eukaryota; Metazoa; Chordata; Mammalia; Artiodactyla; Cervidae.
GCGGCCGCCGCCCGCCUGCCGCGCGCAAGCCUGACCGCGGCGCCCGCCUCGGCCGCCCUCGCCCGUUCCCCGGCCGCCCCCUGGUUGAGCGAUGCCCGCCCUCCGGGGCCCCGGCGGCCCGCGCCCCUGCUAGGCUGCGGCGGCAUGGCCCGCGCGCCCGGCGCGACCUCUGCGGAUUGCAUCGGUGUGCGGCGGCGGGGCAUGCCCAGGGCACCGGGCACGGCCUUCAAUGGGCGAGGACGCGGACACGCGGAAAAUUAACCACAGCUUCCUGCGGGACCACAGCUAUGUGACAGAAGCCGAUAUCAUCUCUACCGUCGAGUUCAACCAUACUGGGGAGCUGCUGGCCACAGGCGACAAGGGUGGCCGAGUUGUCAUCUUCCAGCGGGAACCGGAGAGCAAAAAUGCGCCACACAGCCAGGGCGAGUAUGACGUCUACAGCACUUUCCAGAGCCACGAGCCAGAGUUCGACUAUCUCAAGAGUCUGGAGAUAGAGGAGAAAAUCAACAAGAUCAAGUGGCUCCCGCAGCAGAAUGCCGCCCAUUCCCUGCUGUCCACCAACGAUAAAACUAUCAAACUAUGGAAGAUUACCGAACGCGAUAAGAGGCCCGAGGGUUAUAACCUGAAAGACGAGGAGGGGAAGCUUAAGGACCUGUCCACGGUGACGUCACUGCAGGUGCCAGUGCUGAAGCCCAUGGACCUGAUGGUGGAGGUGAGCCCGCGGAGGGUCUUCGCCAAUGGCCACACCUACCACAUCAACUCCAUCUCCGUCAACAGCGACUGUGAGACAUACAUGUCGGCAGAUGACCUGCGCAUCAACCUCUGGCACUUGGCCAUCACCGACCGGAGCUUCAACAUCGUGGACAUCAAACCAGCUAACAUGGAGGACCUCACGGAGGUGAUCACUGCGUCCGAGUUCCACCCGCAUCACUGCAACCUCUUCGUCUACAGCAGCAGCAAGGGCUCCCUGCGCCUCUGUGACAUGCGUGCGGCCGCCCUGUGUGACAAGCACUCCAAACUAUUUGAAGAGCCGGAGGAUCCCAGUAACCGCUCCUUCUUCUCCGAAAUCAUUUCCUCCGUGUCAGACGUGAAGUUCAGCCACAGCGGCCGGUACAUGCUCACCCGCGAUUACCUCACGGUCAAGGUCUGGGACCUGAACAUGGAGGCGCGGCCCAUAGAGACCUACCAGGUCCACGAUUACCUUCGGAGCAAACUCUGUUCCCUGUACGAGAACGACUGCAUUUUUGACAAGUUCGAAUGCGCCUGGAAUGGGAGUGACAGCGUCAUCAUGACCGGAGCCUACAACAACUUCUUCCGCAUGUUUGACCGGAACACCAAGCGGGAUGUGACCCUGGAGGCGUCGCGGGAGAGCAGCAAGCCCCGGGCGGUGCUCAAGCCGCGGCGUGUGUGCGUGGGCGGCAAGCGGCGACGGGACGACAUCAGCGUGGACAGCCUGGACUUCACUAAGAAGAUCCUGCACACGGCCUGGCACCCGGCCGAGAACAUCAUCGCCAUCGCGGCCACCAACAACCUGUACAUCUUCCAGGACAAGGUGAACUCCGAUAUGCACUAGGUAACCGCGGCGGCCGCGCGCCGGAGCGGCCACCGGCGGGGGCGGUGCCGGGGCCGGGUCCCUCCAAGCAUCCCAGAACCGGACCCGGCGGAUGAUUUCUGCUGGAACGCAGGACAAAGAAGGAGUCACAGUAAACCGACGGGAUCGUCGGCCUGGAAGUUCACUUCUUGCAUCCUGUACUUUAAUCGCGUGCAGUCUUUCCCACCUUCUUAGGAUGUUUUCCGUCUGCGCGUUCAUUUUUCACGCCAGCGGUUUCCUUUCUUGGGGGCCUCCGGGGCCCCGGAGCGGUGUGUCUCGCGCGCCUCACUGGCCCAAGUUCAGGGCUCCGGGGACAGAUAACGAAGCUCACACAAGCCAGCCAGGGAUUCUUUAGAUGCUAAAUGGAGCAGUUGCCACUGUCACAGAGCCGAGGGUCUCACCUUUUUGCAUUUUGGAUGGUGAAUUCAUGCUGAGAAUUUGCCAGUUCCUCUUUUAGGUUAUUUUAAUGUCUUUCAAAAUAUCCCAGGUCCCUUAGAGUUUCUCGAGAGGAAAGGGAGUGGAAUCCACCUACAGUGCGUACCUGUUUUCUCCACCCCUUAACCACCCUUCUCAGAGCAUUUGCCCAGUGCUAGGCGUGGUGCGGGCCCUCCAGGCCCGCGGGUGUAACCCCUGUGGCUUCUGUGCCCGCUCUCCUGUCAUUCUGCAGCCGUCCUGGGCAUCUCCUGGGAACUCGUCCUGGCUCCCUCCAUGAUCUUCCCGAAUCUUCAUCGUGACCCUGAGAAGUGGGGGCCCAUUCAUUUCCUCCAUACAUGCCAACUCCACACUGAGUGCCAGGCUCCAUGCCAGGGAUUAAAGGUGAAUAACUUGUCAUUCCCCACUCUGCACUUGGGAAAACUGAGGCCCCAAGCCUGCAUCAACCAAGGAGGGGCCAGGAAUUCCAUCCAGGCCUUCCCACAAGACCCUUUCCAUCCAACCACGUUGGUGGCUCAUGUUAAAGCAACAUUCCAGCCUGGAAGGUUCUGGAAACAUCUCUCCAUCUUGUGAAGCAGGACAGAGCAGGUAGGAUGAUGAUGAAGGUCGGGGAGAACUGAGACGCAGAAAGGAGAAGACCCCCCUCCCUGGGUCUCCUCGCCUGUUUGGUGAUAAGGAACUCUGCCCUCUCUCCACCCCAGAUGUGGACCCCAGCUCCUUUUCCAGAUGCACUGAACUGUCUCCAAAAGAAAAUUGCAUGUUAUGACCAUUUUAAGAUACCUUUUCUUUUCUGACCCCUCGCCGGCCAGUGAGAAUGCGGCGUUUCCAAGACGAUUUCCUCCUGCUUUGUCAGGAUCGGUUUGGUCCACCCGCUGACCACGCCAACUUGUCUUUGCCCUUGGAACUCCCAGCGGAACUACGUGGCUUGCUUGCAUUUUGAUUCAGAAAGCAGAGUGCAGAGGCCUGACUGAACCUUUUUUUUUUUUUUAACAAGAUGUAACCUAACCCAGGAAAUAGACCCAACUCAAGAUUUUUCUCAGCGGAUAAUGGUCUACUUUUGUGUGUGUUAAAGCACAGAACGCAUGUGCACUCACUUCCAGCCAUACAAUAAUACACAAGGAAAUGGGUCCAUUGAUUUUUUUUUUAAUCAACAUGAAUGAAGAAUGUUUGUUUAUAUAUCACUGUAAAAUCCAGGUGACCUGGAUAGUAUUAUAUGUACAUAUCUAUUCUAAUUAAAAUUAACAAUCACAGGAUUGGAUUCCUUCUUUCCCUUUGUAAAGAGGUUCAAGAAUGUGAUAAAUUGUAUAGAAAUCUUGCUGAAGCCAAAAUCCAGCUCUGAGGGCCUUAUACAAUUAUUCGGAUAUUUGGUGCGAUCAUUUCCUUUUGUGAUUCAGAUGCUGAGAGGCAAUUUGCAUUUGCAGAUGGAGGUUACUGAUCAGAUCACAGAUUUAACAAGGACCAUUUCUACAAAGUACAAAGCUUACACUGCAUUCAAAAGGAGGUCUUAAUACAGUUCCUGGUUCCUUACUCUGUUUUAAACUGUGGACAGCAAACCGAAAAGGGAGAAGAAAGGAAAAGAUCUUCUCAGAAGAAAAAGCAUGUCUUUGGAUCCCUGGAAGAUAAUGAUGUCCAAAGCGUAAUGAAUAAAAGCAUUGUGAAUAAAAAUGUGUGUUGAAAAAUGAUGUUGACAAGGGAAGAGGUAAAACUAGACAUGGCAGAAGGGCCAGCAACAUAGUCACAAACUUUGCUUCCUUCCUGUUUAAAUUUCCUGCUCUUUUUGAAUGUACGAAUGUUCACAUAGUCAUUGUGAAGUUGUUGGGUUGUUUUCGUUUUCAUUUUCAAUACUCUCUGAGGACUGAUUGCUCGGUGGCUUCGGAUACGUGGUGGUAGAUUAGACAGGCCUGACCAUUUUGGACUCUGUAACUCAUAGGUGCAUUCUUGUUUUCUUGGGUGUCUCACAAACUAUCCAACUGUUGAAUAAAAUUAUAAAUAUGUUAAUACCAGCUUUUUCCAAUAAAAUAACAAAUGUUACAUCGAAAA